Aspergillus nidulans FGSC A4 is the source of this 2499-nucleotide messenger RNA. Its product is annotated as protein hriA. The transcript has a single exon. Gene Ontology annotation, molecular function: nucleotide binding; ATP binding; kinase activity. Lineage: Eukaryota; Fungi; Ascomycota; Eurotiomycetes; Eurotiales; Aspergillaceae. The record is from RefSeq and is a predicted model, not a curated record. The coding region runs from base 4 to 2274 and encodes 756 amino acids.
AAGAUGUCCAUGUUCAGGUCAGCCGCGGACAUUUCCUCUGAUUCCGCAUCUAGCUCCGAUGAGAGCGACCAUGAAGUGACCAAGUCGGAGUCAAAGCCUGACAUUCGGCCUCCUGUUCGGGAUGCAAAACAUAAGUCACGUUCAGUGGAUGAAGAUACCAUGGACGAUAGUGACAUUAAGGAUCUGCUUGCUGCGGAUGCCGAGAGUCACUCCAAUGUCAUGACUUCUGCGCUGCUCGAAUUCUACUGUCUCACUCGAGCCGCGGAUCUAUUGAAUCGGCAGCAUGGAUCGCACAAGAGGUACACCCGAGAGUCUCCGGAAGUGCAAUAUCUCGGGAAGAAGAUGUUCCUUUACAAAUCGAAAUUUCUCUCGUCUCAUGGCGUCCUGGCGGAAGGAGUGGACGCGGAUCAAUGGGGCCCGACUCGGCAGUAUUACCGCGACAAUCUUGAUGCUCUAGGACUGUCUGCGCUAGAAGGGCUUGAUAUUGGGGACAAGAAGCCGCCAUUGGUCGAAGGUGGCGGUGACCUAGUUCUAGCCUCAAAGACGAGAGAUAUGCACUCAAGGAAGGAAACUGCUGCAAGUCUGCGCAUUGAGGGCCCAGUGGGUCCGCUGGAUCUUCAACAGCGGCAUGGGGCGGACAGAAUCCCUGCGCUGGAGGAGUUGCGGCUUGACCCGAGACGGAUACCACGUCCAUUGCCGCUUCUUGGUAGCUCGCCCACGAGCUUUCCGUUGUUUGAUUUGAACCCCAAACCAUCCAACAGUUCAACGUCCCGAUACGCUGUAGAAUUCUCUGAGAUCCGCGUCGUUGGCCGAGGAUCGUUUGGAGAGGUAUACCAUGUCAAGAACCACAUUGAUGGACAAGACUAUGCAAUCAAGAAGAUUCCGCUCAGUCAAAAGCGGCUCCAGCAGUUGCAGUGUGGUAACGAGAACCAGCUUGAGAACAUUAUGAAGGAAAUUCGUACCCUUGCUCGACUGGAGCAUGCAAAUGUCGUUCGAUAUUAUGGAGCCUGGAUAGAGCAAACCCACUACCCGCGCAUCCAAAUCCCGUCUCAGGAACCCGGAAAGCUUGUGUAUGAGAAUACCCAGAACAGCAAACCAUACCAGCCCUCGGGCGAUGAGAGUUUUGGUGUUGUCUUUGAAUACUCAUACGAAGGGCAGCAGCAGUCUUUAGAAGACUACUCAAUUGGUUCGCAUGGCACCAGCACUGCAACGCAUACAUCUGAAAAACCGGUAGCACGCAGCCUGGAAGAUGACGUUGAGUCAAUCCCGCGUAACUUUAGCGAGCCAACAUAUAGCCAACUUUCUACGUUCGGCGCAUCGGACGGGGAUAUUUUUACCGAUGGGUUCAGCAAUGACCAUUCUCGUCUCCAGGUCCAGCGCAGCAGUCGUCCUGGUCACGCACUUCCUGCUGUGAUCUUACACAUUCAGAUGUCACUUCAUCCAAUUCCACUCAGCUCGUACUUAAGCCAACAACACUCUGGCGACCCUCAAACCCUUCUCCGCCGACACUGCUACCACCUAAUCCCCUCGCUUAAACUUAUCCUCAACAUUAUUUCUGGCGUCGACUAUCUCCACUCAAAAGGCAUCAUCCACCGUGAUCUCAAACCGGCGAACAUCUUCCUCUCUUGUGCCGAAGAAAGAGACUUCAAAGGAUGUAUAUCUUGUCUAUCAAAAGCAGGUACCUGCUCAAAAUUUUGUCAUCCGCGCAUCGGCGAUUUCGGCCUCGUCGCUGAUAUCUCGCACCUAAAUGACCGCUCGCCAGAGAGUGAAUCUGGGCCCAGCAAUAUUCCGAAACUGAACCGUGUUGUCGGAACAGAGUUCUACUGCCCACCUUUCUUUCGCGGGUAUGGAAUCUCAGAGGCCGAGGACGAAGUCGUCCCUGGCCGGUCCAAUGAGGAAUACUUCGAUUAUACGAUUGAUGAGUCGCUCGAUGUGUACGCUCUCGGCGUUAUCCUUUUUGAACUCGUAUACCGCAUCAGCACAAAGAUGGAGCGACAGAUGGUGCUUACUGGACUGACUCGGGGAGUGCAGAGGACUGACGCUAUAAAAUCAAUCCGCGAACGACCGGUCUUUCCUGUAGACUUCGAUAGCAAGGUUGAUCAAGGUGGAAUGGUUUUACCUACUGGGGAAACCGUUGCCGAGUCACUGAAGAAGUGUAUCAAGGGGAUGUUGGAGUUGCAGCCGAGUCGGCGAUGGAGCUGCUCAGAUGUGCAGGAACACUUGCAGAGGUUGCUAAACAUUGUGCUCAAGUCCAUGACCACUUCGACUUUCUAACCACUCUAUCUUGCCGUUUUCAUGGCGAAUGAGCGACAAUAAUCCAUCAAAUGCGCCCAUAAUGGUCUUCUAUAUUGAGAGCCUUUUGCCCAAUCUUUCGCGGGCUGCUGUUGAACACUGCUUGUGACUUGGUAUUCAGGGACUUAUAAAUCGGGUCAAAGUGAUGGCUACAAUGUAUAUGGACUGUAUUAUUACGCAUUAGCAGUAAAUAUAUUAGAGUAACGA